Molecule: messenger RNA, 1413 nt
Organism: Paramacrobiotus metropolitanus
Lineage: Eukaryota; Metazoa; Tardigrada; Eutardigrada; Parachela; Macrobiotidae
Product: receptor-type guanylate cyclase gcy-28-like
Exons: 11
Coding region: 139-1413 (424 amino acids)
Source: RefSeq, a predicted model, not a curated record
AAUGUUAUCUCGGUUCUAAACGUUAGUUUUGUGGCCAUUGGACGGAUAGCACCAAAGACGACGUACGGGACUCUGCCGUUUAAUGGCCCACCGCUGUCGGUUGGCACGGAAUACGUGCAGGAAAAAUACGGCGGUACCAUGCACUUUACGUUAAAUAUCUUGUAUGCACCGGUGCGCCCCGGCCAGACACCGCCAGAGCUGGCCGAUAACGCUGUGCAACUGGCAACUGAAUGGCAUUACACCAAGCGAAGGGACAGUGAAACUACCAUUUACCUCAUUUCCGGCGGAGUUGACGCCACAGAAAUCCCGCAGUAUAUGAGAGAGUGGAACACCUUAUGGAUUUCAUCACUGGCGGUCGGCUCGCAGAUCAGUGACCGCGUGAGGAACCCCACAUGGAUCGCGGUCAACGACUUCUCCACUGCCCAGUGUGCGCAACUGUAUAUCGACAUUAUGCACAAGUUUCGCUGGACAACGGUGUACCUGAUUGUUGAUCCCAAAGAACCAAGCGUUUUCGGGGUUGUCGCGGGGCUGCUACUGAAGGAGCUGGCCAGAUACUCGCGUAUCCAGUAUUUUGUGCAAAGGAUAACGACCAAAAGCCCCAGUGUAGCUUACGGGGGCUUCGAAUCCAUUUUAAGGGAUGUUGCUGCAGUUAGUCGCGUUGUUUUAUUCUUCGGGCACGCCGUAUUUCUACGGGAACUUAUGGUCACCGCAGAAAGAGUGGGCAUGACGAAUGGGGAAUAUGUGUACAUGGCUUUGGAAACCAUGCAUAAUAAACCGAUCCUGGGUGAUUUCAACUGGCAGUACAACGAUGAUAAUGACCAGGUCGCCUUUCGUGCGUACCAGUCACUGCUGCUGGUUCAGCCAAAAAACAUUGACGCACCGUCGAAUGUGCAGAUGGGAAUGGAAUUCAUACGCCGCUCUGCACGGGAUUAUAACCUUACCUACAACAUCGCAGAUCAGAACUUUCCGAACCUUAUUAGCGGCUACUGGUCAGUGGUGGCUACUGCCGCGCUAAUCAAUGAAUCGCUGUCACAAGUGGACGCCAUGGAUUAUCAGGAUGGAAGAGAUCUGGCGCGCCUCUUUCUCAAUCACACCUACACGGAUGAGUACGGUAGUCUCUACGUAGACAGCACGGGACAACGACGCACGGAUUUUGUCGUCACAUACUUCACUCCACUGGGCAUUCGUACACCACUGCUAACCAAAACCGGCAUGGAAGAUAACUUGAACGACGUCGUACAUUUAGCGGAAUGGGCCAGCUCCAGCCAAGCGUUUCCCCCACCGAAUGAACCAUUAUGCGGAUACCUAAAGACUAAAUGUCUAAAAAAGAGCAUUAACGUAUGGAUCAUCAUUAUCACUGUAAUGGGAAUAAUUGCAGCUACAGGAGGUUUUGGUGCAUUUUGUUGGCGGUAA